AUGUACAUCUCAACGCUCAUCACGACCAUACUCUUCGCUACCGCCGCUCUCGCAACACCAUAUCCGUGGGCUGCACCACAGGCCAGCAUCGCUCCUGCACACAGCGGAACGCGCAAGCACAACCGCACGCACAACCACAGGCACAAAGAACCGACACCGACGUUCAAAGAGCCAUGCAAAUGCGCUAUGCCGGUUGUGCCGAUGAACUUGCUCACCACGAAUGAGAAGUGCUUGAUGAAGCAUGCUGCUGAGAUGGGCUGCUACAUGAGCUCCAAUGGUGGAUGCCCGUCGCCGGCGCCUGCUUGUGGACUUGGACCGCUGCCGGGUAUUCCGAUGCAUUGA
Molecule: messenger RNA, 342 nt
Organism: Alternaria triticimaculans
Lineage: Eukaryota; Fungi; Ascomycota; Dothideomycetes; Pleosporales; Pleosporaceae
Exons: 2
Coding region: 1-342 (113 amino acids)
Source: RefSeq, a predicted model, not a curated record